Messenger RNA from Daphnia carinata, 11752 nucleotides. It is a transcript of the gene Nipped-A, whose product is annotated as transformation/transcription domain-associated protein-like. Gene Ontology annotation, molecular function: transcription coregulator activity; protein binding. Gene Ontology annotation, cellular component: nucleus; SAGA complex; NuA4 histone acetyltransferase complex. The transcript has 13 exons. Gene Ontology annotation, biological process: DNA repair; regulation of DNA-templated transcription. The record is from RefSeq and is a predicted model, not a curated record. NCBI's taxonomy places the organism in Eukaryota, Metazoa, Arthropoda, Branchiopoda, Diplostraca, Daphniidae. Bases 1 to 11649 code for a protein of 3882 amino acids.
AUGGGGCCUGUUUCUAAUGCUGUGCCUGGUUUGGAUGUUGUGGCUCAAAUGAAUACUUUUACAUCAUUUGUGUCCAUGCUAUCUGAUGCUGGAGCAAAGGAUGAAAACAAAUUAAAGGCAGCUCAAGAGCUGAGUGAAAAUCUAGAAGUUAUUGUCAGCUCUCCACAAUAUCCAGCAUUUUUGGAUCAUGCAAUGAAGAAUUUCCUGAAAAUCUUGCAAGAUAGUGAACCAUUAUUCAUAGCAGAAUAUAAUAUUCAGCAAGUUCGGAAAUUGAUUCUAGAAAUGUUUCAUCGCCUCCCAACUAAUGAGCACUUGAGGCCAUACGUGAAACAAUCACUCAAUUUAAUGUUCAGACUACUGGAGAGGGAAAAUGAAGACAAUGUGCUCAUUUGUCUACGGAUUAUUAUUGAACUCCACAAGCAAUACCGCCCACAGUACAGUGUGGAAAUACAAACUUUCCUUCAGUUUGUCAAAGGCAUAUAUCGGGACCUACCAAAUCAAUUGAACAAGAUAUUUGAACCACGAAGCCCCAUCAAAGUCAAAGACCUCAGUGAACUCAACAUUGAAGCUGUUCUUGCUGAAACUUUUACUGCAACUGUUGUACUCACAGAGACACGAACACCUGAUGGCAACAACAUAUCAUAUAAUUUGAUUCCAAAAGGAGUACUUUCAUUAAAAGUUUUGCAAGAACUACCAAUAAUUGUGGUCCUUAUGUACCAACUAUACAAGCACAAUGUUCACCAAGAUGUUGCUGAAUUCAUUCCCCUCAUCAUGACUACAAUCACGCUUCAGCCAUCAGUUCAACACAAGACCAAUCCUGGAUUCAACAAAGAAAUUUUUGUGGACUUCAUUGGGGCCCAAAUCAAAACACUAUCUUUUUUGGCAUACAUUAUUCGCAUCUAUCAAGAAGCAGUUGCCCAGCAGGCAGCACUGAUGGUCAAGGGUAUUCUGGGGCUUCUAAGUCUAUGUCCCAUGGAAGUGGCUCAUCUAAGGAAGGAAUUGCUCAUAGCAUCAAGACACAUCCUUGCAACUGACCUUCGCCUUCAUUUCAUUCCAUACAUGGAACGACUGUUCGACGAGAACUUAUUGUUUGGUAAAGGAUGGACAACGAAUGAAUCUUUACGACCAUUAGCGUACAGCACAUUGGCUGAUCUCGUUCACCACGUUCGACAACAUUUGCCAAUGUUGGAUCUAGCCCGCGCCGUUCACCUGUUCUCAAAAAACGUUCAUGACGAGUCUCUUCCAACUAGUAUUCAGACUAUGUCUUGCAAAUUGCUGCUGAAUUUGGUGGAAUGUAUUCGUCAGCGCUCGGAUGUUGAAAAUGGACCGGGAAGAGAGCUGUUGAUUGAAAUGUUGGAAGUUUUCGUGUUGAAAUUCAAGAGCAUCGUGAAACUGCAGCUACCUACGCUAAUGGGGACGAAAAAUAAACAAGAUUCCAAUGGACCGACCACCACCCCCAGCAGCGAGCCUUCGUCUCCUUCCUUAAGCUGGUCACAGAACGGAUCCCAUCCACAAUCGUCGUCUUCACCUUCAGCUGGGAAUGAAGUGAAGUCGGAAGAUACACGGUCGUCGCUAAUCCUCUUAGACGAAAAAGAGAAAGUGACGAAAUUUACAGUUCGAACUGCGAGUCCUGCGUUCAGUAUCACUGAAUGUCGGAGCUUGGUCAAGACACUGGUUUGUGGCGUCAAAACUAUCACAUGGGGAUGUGCUGCCUGCAAAACCCCUCUUGAAAGUAAAACUACCGCUGCAUCUACAGGAAAGAAUUUGCAACCUAAAGAAACUGUGAUAUUCAUCCGUUUGGUGCAGUGGGCCAUGAAGGCACUCGAUGUUUACGCGUUGAACAUUCCUAGUGCGGCCGUGGCGGAAACAACGGGUAGCCUUAAUAGCACUUUGGCCGGCUUUCCCGUCGCCGGAGUAACUGCUAUUCGACAAACUGCACCUGCACAAACUAUUCGAUCCAAAGAAGAAAAAGAAGUGUUGGAACAUUUUGCCGGCGUUUUCGCGAUGAUGAACCCUCAGACCUUCAAGGAAGUAUUUGCCACAACGAUUGACUAUGUGGUGGAGCGCAUUUAUCGCAAUAGUGCUUUACAAGUAGUGGCCAAUUCUUUCCUUGCCAAUCCUUCAACAUCGGCCGUGUUUGCCACCAUCCUUGUUGAAUACUUGUUGAAUCACAUGGAAGAAAUGGGAUUGAACAUGGAACGUUCCAAUCUCUAUUUAAAGCUGUUCAAGCUGGUUUUUGGGAGCGUUUCUCUCUUUGCUGCCGAGAAUGAACAAAUGUUGAAACCUCAUCUGCCACACAUUGUCAACAAAUCUAUGGAGCUAGCUUUGAGUGCUAAAGAGCCCUAUAAUUACUUUCUCCUGUUACGGGCACUUUUCCGGUCCAUCGGUGGUGGUAGUCACGAUCUUCUUUAUCAAGAAUUUUUGCCAUUACUUCCAAAUCUUCUUCAAAGCCUCAACAGCCUACAAAGUGGACUCCACAAACAACACAUGAAAGAUCUAUUCGUAGAACUUUGUUUGACUGUUCCCGUCCGGUUAUCAUCAUUACUUCCGUACCUACCGAUGCUUAUGGACCCCCUGGUAUCAUCACUAAAUGGAUCGCAGACAUUAGUAAGCCAAGGUCUGAGAACUUUGGAGCUUUGCGUUGACAACCUUCAACCAGACUUCCUUUACGAACACAUACAGCCCGUAAGGGCUGAACUUAUGCAAGCCUUAUGGAGAACUCUUAGGAAUCCAAAUGACCAAAUCGCCCAUGUUGCCUUUAGAGUCCUUGGUAAAUUUGGAGGGGGCAAUCGUAAAAUGAUGGUUGAACCACAACGACUGGAUUACUGGGACAAAGAUUCUGGCCCUUGCGUUGUUAUCCACUUCCAAGAAUUGAAGCACCCAGUCUCUCUUCCUGUUGAAAAAAUUAUGGAGACAGCUUUUUCAGCCCUUAAAUCGAGUAGUACUGAACCAUUUUACCGCACACAGUGUUGGGAAGUUGUUCGCUGCUUCCUGUUAUCCUCACUUCAUCUGGACGACGAUCGUCUUGUAAUGCAGCGCUUGCUGUCUCAUCAUUCGUUCUUAGAGGGAGAUGUUCAUCCUGUACAAAGUCCAUCGUUCCAGUGCAGUGACAAGCAAGCCAGACAUGUUCAUCAAACGGCAGUCACUGCUAUGUUCGUCGCUGCAGCUAUCAAGGAGUUGAGACAAGCCGUACUGCCUACAAUGGUGUCCCUUGUCCGACACUACACGCUGGUUGCCGUCGUCCAGCAGGCCGGCCCAUUUCCUAUGCUUGUUCCAGGACGUUCUGCCCAACGGAUUCAAGGAAUGGAUCCACUUGUGUUGGUUGACGCAUUGGCUACUAUUAUGGGCCACGAAGAAAAAGAACUGUGCAAGCCAGGGCAUUUGGCGUUAGUGUUAAUGCUAGACACGGCUUCAAUCGUUCUCGGGUCUAAAGAAAGAGCCUGCAAACUCCCUCUCAUGGAAUACCUGGCUGAGAGAAUGUGUAGUCUCUGCUAUGACCGAGCCUGGUAUGCCAAAUUGGGUGGGUGUAUCGCCAUCAAGUUUCUAUUUGAGCGAAUGGCGUUCAAAUGGGUUCUUGAACACCAGUACGUCUUUCUGAAGGCUCUUCUUUUCGUCAUGAUGGAUCUCACUGGUGAAGUGUCAAGUGGAGCUAUUGACAUGGCCAAAGCCAAUUUGGAGAAAAUGCUUUUACUGUGUGCCACGCCGCUAGCUGAGACUUCCCCAUCCCCUGAACUGUUGUCGGCGCAAAAGAAGAGCUUGCACGAUGUGACUCACGAACUCGUACGCCAGGUCACCAGUCCAAAUUCGACUGUGCGUGAGCAAGCGAUGCAUCUGCUGCAGGUACUGGCACGUAUCACAAACCAAACACCAACUGCGAUCAUGGAACCUCAUAAAGAAGUUUUGGCUGACAUGAUUCCACCGAAGAAACAUUUACUGCGGCAUCAACCCGUCAACGCUCAAAUCGGUCUGAUGGACGGCAAUACGUUUUGCACGACCUUGAAGCCGCGACUCUUCACGAUUGAUCUCAACGUUGUUGAGCACAAGGUCUUUUUCCACGAGUUGCUUUCACUGUGCGAGGUGGAUGACACAGUUCUCUUGAAACUACCCUGCUACAAGUCGGUCAGCAAUCUGACACCACUGAGGAAAUCUGCAUUGCAAGCCCUGGCCGCGUGUCACUACAUAACGCAGUGUCGUGACAAGAUCCUGAACGUGAUCUUCAAAGCUUUGAGUUGUAACAACGCCGAACUGCAAGAAACGGCAUUCUCCUGUAUGAAGAAGAUACUGGUUGGCACUCAAAUCGAAAUGGAAACGGUGCACGCGGCCGUUCGUCCGUUGCUACUCCUAUUGGGUGACUACCGCAGUCUGUCUACCAACGUCAUACUGCGCUUGUCGCACACGACCCAACUUUUCCCUCACGUCUUCAACGAGAAGCUUUGUGAGCAACUUCUUCAACAUUUGCGCAAGUGGCUCGAAGUGGUCAUCGUGGCGUUCAAGACUGGAGGGAAUCGUCCCGUUGCAACCCAUACCAGCAGCGGCCCUUUCAACAGCAGCAGCAGCCUUUGCAGCAAUGAAGUUAAGGUGGCCAUCGGCAUCAUCGGCCUGUUCCAUCAGAUACCAGCCGCGUCGGCCAGAUUUCUCGAAAUUCUCUGCAAACUGGUACUGCAAACGGAACGCGCUUUAGGAUUGGAGCCAGGCAGCCCAUUCCGCGAGCCGUUGAUCAAAUUUCUUUUGCGAUAUCCGACGGAAACGAUCGAUUUACUAUUACGAGACGAUAUUAUUGGCGAUGCCGAUUGGAAUCGCUUUUUGGAGCACUUUGUGCGUCACAACGAUGGUAAACCUUUCCGUGACGCCAUCAAGGCCAACACCACUAGGCUGAUCAAUUUCGUGCUUGGCGGAAUCCCUUCGGAGUCAGGCACGGCCAAGCCUCAUCCGUUGCAAGUAACUGUUCGAAUCUUGCGCAUCAUUAUUUGCAAAGACGACCAGUGGAUAUCGGAGCAAGCGGAAUUGAUAAGCGUUUUGACGAAAGCCUGGUACUCGGGUCGCUAUGACGAGAAGAAGACGAGCGAUCUUUCAAUUGCUGAGCGAAAAGAGCAGCGCCAACUGGCCAAAAUUCUGUUGCACUACUUUCAACAGCACCCCGAAGAAGUUGAGUUACUGUUUCAUCUGAUGCGCGCCUUGUGCGAUCGCACGAUUCCCGAUUUUUAUUUCUUGAAAGAAUUUUUGGAGAAAACUGUCGGCCAGUCGUAUGGCGCCGACUGGAAGCGAGCAUCGUUCUUCAAAUUUGUGGAGCUUUUCCGCAAUCCCAAUCUCGGCCAGGAACUCAAAGCCAAAAUCCUCCAGCACAUCAUCAUUCCGGGAUUCUCUGUCAGCUUCGAACGAGGCGAAGGUGAACUGCUGAUAGGGACACCGCCCACUCCCGAUCAAGACAAUAAUGAGAGCGUGGUCAGUGUUUUCAUCAAUAAAGUGAUUGAUCCGGAUAAUCCUUUCGGUACGUCGGAUGCCGUUCGAAUCCUACUACUUCAGUUGAGUUGCCUGUUGGUCGAGCAAGCUUCGCAACAUAUCCACGAUGCUGCUAACAAACGCCAAGGAAACAAGCUUCGUCGAUUGAUGACUUUCGCGUGGCCUUGUCUCUUAAGCAAAAACUGUGUUGACCCAACGACGCGCUACCAUGGCCAUCUUUUGCUGAGCCAUAUUAUAGCCAAGUUCGCCAUACACAAAAGGAUUGUGUUGCAGGUGUUCCACAGUUUGCUGAAGGCGCACGCCGUCGAGGCGCGCAGCGUCGUCCGACAGGCGCUCGAAAUUCUGACGCCAGCCAUGCCACUCCGAAUGGAAGAUGGCAACACGAUGCUUACCCAUUGGACGAAAAAAAUUAUUGUCGAAGAAGGUCACACCAUUGCCCAGCUGGUGCACAUCCUGCAGUUACUGGUGCGCCACUACAAAGUCUAUUACCCGGUUCGACAUCACCUGGUGCAGUACAUGAUCACCUCAAUUCAACGCCUGGGAUUUACUCCGACCGCCACGCUGGAGCACAAGAAAUUAGCUGUCGAAUUGGCAGAAGUUGUUCUCAAGUGGGAACUGCAGCGCAUGAAGGAUGAAGCGGAUUCGGGAGGUGAGUCUUGCGAUGAGACUCUGCCAGCAGGUUCGCAGAAAAGGGCAGGCAAUGACGGACAACCGGAAUUAAAGAAGCCGAGGCUUGCAUCCUCAUCUUCCUCCGGCAAAACGCUUGAAGUCAGUAAACCCAUUGAGAAAACUCAUUGCGACGCCAUUGCAAACUUUUUGCUAAGGCUAGCCUGUCAGGUGAACGAUACAACUUCUACGGCCAACAGUUCGGGAGAGCAGUUAUCUAAGCGUUGUGUAGCCCUUCUGAAGAUGGCUUUGAAACCUGACGUUUGGCCCAAUUGUGAGCUGAAACUGGCUUGGUUCGAUCGCCUUUUCCAGACGGCAGAUAACACUCCCGCGGCUGCAACGGCGUCGGCGGCGACAGUCUCUGCGCCAAAUUUUACCAACAUUUGCACAGCCCUCGAUUUACUAACUUUUCUGCUGAGCAUCUUACGCAAAGAACAAAUUCUAGCCGGAUUUAAACCGCUUCAACGCGGCCUUUCUUCGCUCAUGAACUGCGUAAAUCCUAAGGUUAUACGAUGCCUUCACGGACUGCUAUCUCGUCUGAUGUCCGUGUUCCCGACCGAACCAACCAACUCCAACGUGGCGUCGAAGCACGAAGAACUAGAAGGCUUGUACGCUGCCGUUACGAAAGCCAUUUACGAAGGUCUAGGUGCCUACGAGAGGAACACGACCGCCCCGUCCACGUCUUUGCUUGGAACCUUGAUGCUACUGAAAGCUGCCUGCACCAACAAUCCAUGCUACAUCGAUCGACUCAUUACAUCUUUCAUGAGAGCGCUACAAAGAAUGACUCGUGAACAUUUAGCGCCUGCAACUGGCGAUCGCCAGACGACGGCGGCCACCACGACGACUGAGAGUGGCUUCAGCUCGUGCGAAUUACUCAUCCUCAGCCUCGACUUGGUCAAGAAUCGUGUAGGAGUUAUGGGAGUUGAGAUGCGAAAAGCCUUCAUCGGCUCUAUUCUCGUUGGCCUCCUAGAGAAGAGCAGUGAGCCCAAAGUGGUGCGGUCUAUCGUUCGUAUGCUGGAUGAGUGGAUGAGAACAAAAACGCCGAUCGCCAUCAAUCAAGGACCAAGCUUGCGUGAAAAAUCCAUCCUCCUCGUCAAGAUGAUGCAGUGCUUGGAAAAACGAUUCCCUGACGACGCAGAAUUAAACAUUGCUUUCUUGGAACUUAUCAACUUUGUCUAUUGUGAAGAAUCGCUAAAAGGCUCCGAGUUGGUGUCGAAAUUGGAACCAGCAUUCCUUGCUGGCCUACGCUGUCCACAGCCGUCAACUAGAGCAAAGUUUUUUCAAGUUCUUGAUACGAGCAUGAGGCGCCGGCUGCAUGAUCGACUGUUGUACAUAGUCUGUUCCCAAAACUGGGAGGCCAUUUCAGCUCAUUAUUGGAUCAAACAGUGCUUAGAGCUGAUUUUGGUGACGUCUGUUUCCGGCGCUCCCAUUCAUACGGCUCCUGCAUCGGCAUUACUACCCGGCGUUACAUCUGUCAUCGCCACAGCCGAUGCUAGUGAAAGAGAAAAUUUCAGUGUAGCCGGAAACAUUAAAGAGGAGCCCGAGGAAUUGCUUGACGUUUUCGCUCACGUGAAGGAAGAUGACAUUGACAUGGAUUUGAGCAACGCUCCCAAUGAUCCGCUCACCCCGUCUGGCGUGAACAAGACUGGGUUAGCCACGCUGGUCAACCGUCAAGUUAAAUUUCUGGAAAGCGGUCGGGAAAUAACGUCGGCGCAAUUUCUGGAAGCGGUCGCACAACUGGCCCAUAUGGAUACAUCUCUAGCUGAAGUUCUCUGGUUGGAGUUGUUCCCACGCAUCUGGAAGGUCCUUGGUGAAAGACAACAACAAGCGCUCUCCGUUGAACUUGUACCAUUCUUGUGCAGUGGAGCACACGUGAUACAAAAAGAUUGCCAACCAAGUGCCAUCAAUACGUUUGCUGAAGCCCUUUCGUUGUGUAGCCCACCAAUUCGCAUUAAACCCUGCCUUUUAAAGUAUCUGGGUAAAUCUCACAAUUUGUGGCACCGAAUGACUCUGAUGUUGGAACAAUUAGCAUUCGACAGCGGCAAUCCCACCGCGCACACCAAGGUGAAACAAAAAGAAGCCAGCAAUGAUUUCGAUUUGGACCCCGGAGCCGUUUCUCAUCAGGAAACCUUAGAUGCUCUCUCCGAGAUGUACAGCACAUUAAAAGAAGAAGAUUUGUGGAGUGGAUUGUGGCAACGUCGUGCUCAUUUACCUGAAACCAUCAUUGCUGUUGCUUACGAACAACAAGGUUUCUUUGAGCAAGCUCAAGGAACUUACGAGCUUGCCAUGACCAAAGUUCGACAAGAAUUCGCUAACACGGCAGCUCCAAUUUCUCUUCAGAGCGAAUAUAGAUUACUUGAAGAACACUGGAUUCGUUGUGGCAAAGAGUUGAAUCAGUGGGAACUGCUUCAAGAAUUCGGUUGCUCUCCCGAAUGCUUGAACUACCAAUUGGUCUUAGAAAGCGCCUGGCGUACACCAAACUGGAUUGUCGUUCGAGAUGCAUUAACUCAGUUGGAACAAGCCUGUCCAAAGGAGUAUGCAUGGAAGGUGAAUUUAUAUCGUGGAUUCUUAGCCAUGUGUCACCCAGAAGAACAACACCCAAAUAUGGUUGAACGUUACGUAGAACUAGCGAGUAGCCUUUGCAUUCGUGAAUGGCGACGACUACCUGCAAUUGUUUCUCAUGUUCACUUGACAACCUUACAAGCUGCUCAACAAGUAGUUGAACUUCAGGAAGCUGCACAGAUUCAUCAAGGACUUCUUCAAUCUCGACCUGGGACGCUACAUGACGUAAAAGCUAUCGUCAAAACAUGGAGGAAUAGGCUACCAGUCAUUGCGGAUGACUUGAGUCAUUGGAGUGACGUUUUUACCUGGAGACAGCAUCACUAUCAAUUCAUCGUGUCUCAUUACGACCAACAAAGUGAUCAACAAGCCAGUGCCCAGUCGAUGCUCGGAGUUCACGCAUCCGCCCAAGCAAUCAUCCAUUUCGGUAAAGUGGCACGGAAGCACAAUUUGACUGGCGUUUGCCUUGAUUCCUUAGCAAGAAUCUACAGCAUCCCAAGUGUACCUAUCGUUGAUUGCUUUCAGAAAAUCAGACAGCAAGUUAAAUGCUACCUUCAGGCUGCCAAUGUGUUGGGUAAAAAUGAAUUGCAAGAAGGACUUGAGGUUAUCGAGUCAACGAAUUUAAAAUACUUCGCCAAGGAAAUGACCGCAGAACUUUAUGCCUUAAAGGGCAUGUUACUGGCCCAAAUUGGCAGGGCAGACGAUGCCAACAAAGCUUUUUCGGCUGCUGUGCAAAUGCACGACACGCUUGUCAAAGCUUGGGCCUUGUGGGGUGACCAUUUGGAACAAGUUUUCACAAAAGACUCUCGCAAUAUCGGCAUUGGAAUAUCGGCUAUCACUUGCUUCCUUCAUGCGUGCCGUCAUCAAAAUGAAUCAAAAUCGAGGAAAUAUCUGGCUAAAGUGUUAUGGCUCCUUACCUACGACGACGACAAGCUGUCAUUAGCUGAAGCUCUGGACAAGUAUUGCGUCGGAGUUCCACCGGUGCAGUGGUUACCGUGGAUCCCUCAACUACUGGUUUGCCUUGUGCGCGACGAAGGAAAAUUAGUCCUUAACUUGUUGAGCCAAGUUGGACGAAUGUUCCCUCAGGCAGUGUAUUUCCCCAUCCGCACCUUGUACCUGACUCUGAAAAUUGAACAGAGAGAACGUUAUAAAUCCGCCGAAUUGGCAGCCACUCAGGCCACGGCUGACAGUGGUGCCACGGUUGGCAAUGGGACACCCCAGGCUAGCACACCCGCUGCUGCGGGGGCGGAAGCAGCUGGUCCCAUCAAAGCCACUGAGCCCAUGUGGCGUUGUUCGCGAAUUAUGCAUAUGCAAAGAGAUUUGCACCCUACUGUGUUGUCAUCCCUUGAAGGCAUCGUCGAUCAAAUGGUUUGGUUCAGGGAAAACUGGUAUGAAGAAGUAUUGCGGCAAUUGCGACAAGGUCUCGCAAAGUGUUAUGCUAUCGCUUUUGAAAAUCGAGGAUCCGUUGCCGAAGCCACCAUCACUCCCCACACGUUGAGUUUCGUCAAAAAGCUGGUAGCGACGUUUGGCAUAGGCAUCGAAAACAUCGCCAAUUCGGCCAGCGGCUCGUUCAGUAGCGCAGCUUCCGAGAGUUUAGCACGGCGAGCUCAAGCCACAGCACAGGAUCCUGUUUUUCAACGGAUGAAGACGCAGUUCUCUACUGAUUUUGAUUUCACGUUACCGGGUGCUAUGAAACUCCACAAUCUUAUUCACAAAUUGAAAAAAUGGAUAAAGAUUUUGGAAGCCAAAACGAAACUGUUGCCAAGGUCCUUCCUUAUUGAAGAGAAGUGCAGAUUUCUCAGCAACUUUAACCUACAGACGGCAGAGGUCGAACUACCUGGAGAAUUCCUUCUACCCAAGCAUACUCAUUACUACGUGCGCAUAGCUCGUUUCUUGCCACGAGUGGAAAUCGUCCAGAAGCACAACACAGCAGCCCGGCGUCUUUACAUUCGAGGACACAACGGCAAAAUCUAUCCGUACUUGGUUGUAAACGAUGCAGGCCUUGGCGACGCCCGGAGAGAAGAACGCGUUCUACAGUUGCUGAGAAUGUUGAACAAUUACCUGAAUAAGCAUAAGGAGACGUCGAAGAGAUUCCUAAACUUCACUGUUCCGCGCGUAGUGGCUGUAUCACCGCAGAUGAGGCUAGUCGAAGACAACCCAUCCAGCGCCACGUUGCUGGACAUCUAUAGACUGCGUUGCGUGAAACGCAACAUUGAACACGACAUGCCUAUCGCCAAAUACUACGAAAGACUAGCCACUAUUCAAGCCAGAGGGUGUCAGGCUAGCCAUCAAGUGCUGCGAGAUAUUCACAAAGAUGUACAGCAAAUCAUGGUGCCACGAACUUUGUUGCGCGAAUGGGCUAACGUCACGUUCCCAUCAGCCACAUUUUACUGGACUUUCCGAAAAAUGUUAACACUACAAAUGGCUCUGGUUAAUCUGGCCGAAUAUGUAUUGCAUCUAACGCGUCUCAAUGCAGACAUGCUGUACAUACACCAAGAUUCGGGUCUUCUUAGCGUGUCCUACUUCAAGUUCGACGUUGAAGACCUAAACGGAGAAUUAGAUGCCAACAGACCCGUACCUUUCCGAUUGACUCCCAAUAUGGUUGAGUUUUUAACGAUGAUUGGAGUGGCUGGUCCUCUUACAGCUAGUAUGAUUGCUGCGGCUCGUUGUUUGGUACAGCCCAGUGUCAAAGUUGCUGCUAUCCUGAAAGCAGUUUUGCGAGAUGAGAUGAUUGCCUGGCAUAAGAAGAAAACCGCCGACGAGAAAGACACUGGGGGAAGUGGCCAAGUGGAAGGAGAAAUUCUAAUUGGUUUGGUUAAUAAAGCAGUCAAUGCGAUUAUCAACAGGCUCCAAGGGUUGUCCACAUUCGAUGGAAAUGAGUCUAAAGUCAGCACUUUGGUUGCCGCAGCCAAUAGUAACGACAAUUUGUGCCGAAUGGAUCCUUCGUGGCAUCCGUGGUUGUAACGUAACCAUUUUCCCCCAAGCUGAUAAUGUCUAACAUCAAAUGUAAACAUCAUGUAACCAAGUAUAAAAGCUUGCUUCAUCAAUACACUUGUCAAUUCUUUUA